This is a messenger RNA of Notothenia coriiceps (black rockcod), 671 nucleotides long. It is a transcript of the gene zmat2, whose product is annotated as zinc finger, matrin-type 2. The transcript has 2 exons. Bases 54 to 323 code for a protein of 89 amino acids. Gene Ontology annotation, cellular component: U4/U6 x U5 tri-snRNP complex; spliceosomal complex. Gene Ontology annotation, biological process: mRNA splicing, via spliceosome. The record is from RefSeq and is a predicted model, not a curated record. NCBI's taxonomy places the organism in Eukaryota, Metazoa, Chordata, Actinopteri, Perciformes, Nototheniidae.
ACCUCAGACUGUUGACAUGUCUGCGUGUGGCUUCAGAUCAGAGGAACCUGGGCAUGUCGAUGCGAGUCGAGCGCUCGUCUCUGGAUCAGGUGAAGAAGCGCUUUGAGGCGAACAAGAAGAAGAUGGAGGAGAAGCAGAAGGAGUACGACUUCGAGGAGCGAAUGAAGGAGCUCAGAGAGGAGGAGGAGAAGGCGAAGGCGUAUAAGAAGGAGAAGCAGAAGCAGAGGAAGCGCCGGGCGGACGACGACGAUCUGGAGGAAGACGACGAGAUGGCCGCCGUGAUGGGAUUCUCCGGGUUCGGAUCCUCGAAGAAGAUCAAAUGAAGAUCCUGCCACGCUCUUAUUUUGGUAGUCCUGCUUCCUGUUGGAGAGGAAGUGAAGGCGAGACAAAAUAAUGGACCAAAAAAUAAAAGCGCGACACCUUCAGGGUCCUGCAGAUAAAACCGUAUCUGUCAGCUUCAGGAGGAGCUGCUCUUCACACAAACAAGUUGUUGUUGUUGUUGGUAAACAUGUAAAUAAAGUUAAUUCAAAGUCUUUUAGUUCCAAGAAUUUGAGUUUAAAACAGGUGGAUUAUUUAAGAACUGGAUAUCCGUGUCAACAUUGAACUCAUUUUAUUUUCAUCAUGUUCAGUUUGUCUGGGACAUUUUAAUAAACACGUGUUUUUUUUAACCA